AUGGAGCUGCUGUCCCGAGUCCUGCUCUGGAAACUUAUACUUCUGCAGGGUACUGCUGUCCUGGUAUCCUCAGGGUCCUCAGGGCUGGCGACCGCUGGCAGCUCCGUGGUAUCCGAGGCAGUCGUGAGCUGGGCGGCAGGCACUGGGGCCGUGCUGCGCUGCCAGAGCCCGCGCAUGGUGUGGACCCAAGACCGGCUGCACGACCGCCAGCGUGUGGUCCACUGGGACCUCAGCGGCGGCAGCCACGGCCCCGCGCGGCGGCUCGUGGACAUGUACUCAGCAGGCGAUCAGCGCGUGUACGAGCCGCGCGACCGUGGCCGCCUCUUCCUGUCGCUUUCGGCUUUCCAUGAUGGCAACUUUUCGCUGCUCAUCCGUGCGGCGGAGGAGACAGACGCUGGUCUGUACACCUGUAACCUACACCAUCAUUACUGCCACCUCUACGAGAGCCUAGCCAUCCGCCUGGAGGUCACUGAUGACCCCCUGGCCGCUGGUGCGCACUGGGACGGUGAGAAGGAGGUGCUGGCGGUGGUGCGCGGUGCGCCAGCGUUGCUGACUUGCGUGAACCGCGCGCACGUGUGGACUGAUCGGCACCUGGAGGAGGCGCAGCAGGUGGUGCACUGGGACCGGCAACCGCCCGGGGUGCCGCACGACCGUGCAGACCGCCUGCUCGACCUAUACGCAUCAGGCGAGCGCCGCGCCUACGGGCCGCCCUUCCUGCGCGACCGUGUGACCGUGGGGGCGGAUGCCUUUGCGCGUGGUGACUUCUCGCUGCGUAUCGACCCUCUGGAACCUGCUGAUGAGGGCACCUACUCCUGUCACCUGCACCACCACUACUGCGGGCUGCAUGAGCGCCGCGUUUUCCACCUGAAGGUCACCGAGCCCCCAGUCGUGCAGCCUAGUCCCAGGGACUCGCCAGUCAACAGGUCCAGCUAUGGCAGCGCGCCGGACUCAGACCCCACGCUGUCACGCGGUGGUAGUGUCAUCAAUGUCAUUGUCCCUGAGGGCCGCGCCCACUUCUUCCAGCAGUUGGGCUACGUGCUGGCCACGCUGCUGCUCUUCAUCCUACUGCUCAUCACUGUCGUGCUGGCUACCCGUAAGCGUCGCCACCGUGGAGGAUACGAUUACUCAGACAAGAAGUCGGGGAAGGCAAAAAGGAAAGAUGUGAACAUGGCAGAGUUGGCUCUGACCUCAGGAGACCAGGCUCUUUCCAGGGGCGAGGACAUUCAACUAGAUUACAAAAACAACAUUUUGAAGGAGAAGGCUGAACUGGCCCACAGCCCCUUGCCCGCCAAGAAUAUUGACCUAGACAAAGAGUUUAGAAAGGAGUACUGCAAAUGA
Chrysochloris asiatica (Cape golden mole) is the source of this 1338-nucleotide messenger RNA. It is a transcript of the gene MXRA8, whose product is annotated as matrix-remodelling associated 8. The transcript has 10 exons. Bases 1 to 1338 code for a protein of 445 amino acids. The record is from RefSeq and is a predicted model, not a curated record. NCBI's taxonomy places the organism in Eukaryota, Metazoa, Chordata, Mammalia, Afrosoricida, Chrysochloridae. Gene Ontology annotation, biological process: cell adhesion; establishment of glial blood-brain barrier. Gene Ontology annotation, cellular component: cell surface; membrane.